CUUUUUCGUUGCACUACGAGCGUUAGCCCGUCGCCGGAUGGUCGAACGCUAUAGUGGUAUCGGUAACAUUGACUUCAUACUGCAGCACGACUCAGCUACCUUUUCGGUAGAAGUUUCGCGAGAUCGUCUUGCUUGGAUAACGCGAGGUGGUGAUCAUCUGUCUUGGCAGCAUGCUUACGGAGCGUCAGGCGACCCUUCUAGCAACACAGGAGGCGCGUUUAUGAGGCCACGUGCAGGAAGCGCUUUGCCACAAGUCAGUGCGUCGCAGACGCACAUGUCGCGGGGCUCGGCAUCGGGCAGCGCGCCCUCGUCCCCUGGGACGCGACUCGCGGAGCGUACAAACACCUCAAGAGUGCAGUCAGGAGGUUUUUUCCGUAGCACGGGGACGGGCACUAGCAAUAAUUCAUAUGAUGUUCAUCUUGAUCAGGAUGCCACAGGGGCCUCCUCUUCGUCAGGCCGACCAGGU
Molecule: messenger RNA, 466 nt
Organism: Amoebophrya sp. A25
Lineage: Eukaryota; Dinophyceae; Syndiniales; Amoebophryaceae
Source: the annotation of a GenBank genome assembly